Molecule: messenger RNA, 2124 nt
Organism: Phyllotreta striolata
Lineage: Eukaryota; Metazoa; Arthropoda; Insecta; Coleoptera; Chrysomelidae
Source: the annotation of a GenBank genome assembly
AUGGAACCCGCGACGGUAACCGGAGUUAAUUUCCACGCGUUGGAAAACUCCAAACCUCAUCAUACUGAUGAAUACGAUUUAGUUAAAAGCGAAACACCAACUCCAAUUCUCAGAAGAGGAGAAACUUUCCUUAUGAGCAUCAGCUUAAACAGAAAGUAUGAUCCCGAACACGAUGUCAUUCGCAUUAGUUUCGGCUUUGGGGAAAAACCGAACGCUGUGUUGGGAACGAAAGCUGUUCGUCCUGUUAUGCCGCACUUGAAACACUUUCCCAAAGAUCCACAUCUAUGGGGUGUCAUGUUGAAAGAAAAUAAUGGCGAGACGGUGCUUCUCAAUGUUAGAAUACCACCGCACGUACAAAUUGGAAUUUGGGCCUGUAAUAUCAUUACAACGAUUUCCGGACAGAAGGGCGUUCGAAAGGAUUACAAGGUUGAAGAUGAUGUGUACAUUAUUUUUAAUCCCUGGUGUCCCGAAGAUGGAGUCUACAUGGAAGACGAGAAAGAACGACAGGAAUACGUGAUGAACGAAAACGGAAAAAUCUGGACCGGAACGUUCAAAAAACCCAAAGGAAAGCACUGGAUUUUCGGUCAAUUCGACGAAGUAUCCCUACCAACAGCCAUUUUCCUUCUCGAAAAAUCAGGUCUAAGCACCUCCCAAAGGGGCAACCCAGUGAUGGUUUCCAGAGCCAUAUCAGCAAUGAUAAACUCUGUAGACGACGGGGGACUGCUCGAAGGGAAAUGGGACGGGGACUAUUCGGACGGAACGUCCCCGUUUUCCUGGACAGGAUCGACGGCUAUCCUCGAGCAAUAUUUAACCACCGGCGGGGCUCCGGUGAAAUACGGCCAAUGCUGGGUGUACUCCGCCACAACCGUCACAGUUUGCCGAGCGAUCGGCCUUCCGUGCCGAUCCACCACUAAUUACGUCUCCGCUCACGACACCAACAGCUCAUUAACCGUGGAUAAGUAUUUCGAUGUAUUCGGCGAGAAGAUCGAAAACGGCCCCGACGGCGCCUGCAGCGAUUCCUGCUGGAACUUCCACGUCUGGAACGACGUCUGGAUGGCGCGACCCGAUCUGUCGCCCGGCUACGGCGGCUGGCAGGUGAUCGACGCCACGCCGCAGGAGUUGAGCGACAACUCCAUGAGAUGCGGCCCGGCGUCGGUGGUGGCCGUCAAGAAGGGAGAAGUGGGCUUUUUGUACGACACCCCGUUCGUGUUUUCGGAGGUAAACGCCGACAUCAUUCACUUCCAAGAAGACGAGGCGUCCGAUUGGGGGUUCAGCAGGACCUCGGUGAACCAGUACACUGUUGGAAGAACGAUUGUAACCAAGAAAGUCGGCCCAACAGACGACGAUGAUGAUAAAGACAUGGAAGACAUAACUCAUUUGUAUAAAAACCAGGAAGGGUCGGAAUUGGAGCGUCUUGCAGUUUUUAACGCGGUACGUGGAGUACCGAAAGCUCAGCACAUAUACGAUCUACCUAACAAAGGUAACGAAGACGUGGAAUUCGAUCUGGUCGAUAUCGAUUCUGUUGCGUUGGGAGACAAAUUCACCGCGCUCGUUAGAAUUGAGAACAAAUCCGCUGAAGAAAGAACAAUCAAGGUGGUACUCUCAGUAUCUGCGGUACAUUACAUGGGAACUACUGCGAACGAAAUCAAGAAAUCGAAGGGUUCCAUCAAGUUGAAACCUGGUCAGAAGGAGACGGUUAGAUUGGAAGUACCGCCGGAGAGUUACCUCGAUAAAUUGGUGGAUCACUACUUUGUGAAAAUGUAUUGCGUUGCUAAUGUUACAGAAACGAAGCAAACGUGGAGCGAGGAAGAUGAUUUCACUCUUACUCUUCCUGAGGUUCAAAUAGUCGCGCCGAAAACCGCCAAAGCUGGGGAAAAAUGUCUCGUCAAAUUUAGCUUCAAAAAUCCACUUAACAUGCCCUUAACGGACUGUUCGUACACUGUCGAAGGACCUGGUGUGAGCAAAGCAAAAGAAAUAAAAUUCAGAGACGUAAAACCUAAGGAAUUGGUCUCCAUAUCCGAAAGUUUCGUUGCUAAAAAACCUGGAGACAAGAAGAUUAUCGUCAACUUCAAUUCGAAGCAAGUGCACAAUAUCCAUGGAACAUCUAACAUAACUAUCGUGUAA